Molecule: messenger RNA, 639 nt
Organism: Parnassius mnemosyne (clouded apollo)
Lineage: Eukaryota; Metazoa; Arthropoda; Insecta; Lepidoptera; Papilionidae
Source: the annotation of a GenBank genome assembly
AUGAAUAUAUUCCGCUUGCUCGCCGAUUUAUCCCAUCUAUUAGCUAUUAUAAUAUUAUUAAUUAAAAUAUGGAAAACUAGAUCAUGUGCAGGAAUAUCGGGAAAGUCGCAAAUACUUUUUGCUAUAGUGUAUACGACGCGAUAUUUAGAUUUAUUGACAACGUACGUGUCUGCCUAUAACUCUGUUAUGAAAAUUGUUUUCAUCGUGGCCUCUUACGCUACAGUAUACUUGAUGUAUGUGAAAUUUAAAGCUACCUACGAUCAUAACCACGACACAUUCCGCAUUGAAUUUUUACUGAUUCCAUCUGCUAUACUUGCAUUGUUGAUUAAUCGCGAGUUUACAGUUCUUGAGGUUUUAUGGACUUUUUCAAUUUACCUGGAAUCGGUUGCAAUCCUACCACAACUAUUUUUGGUUUCCAAGACUGGUGAAGCUGAAAGUAUCACCUCCCAUUACCUGUUUGCUCUUGGAUCAUACAGAGGUCUUUACCUUCUUAAUUGGAUUUAUCGUUACAUUGUUGAGGACCAUUACGAACUGAUUGCUAUAGUAGCAGGUGUCAUACAGACAGUUUUGUAUUGUGAUUUCUUCUAUCUAUAUAUAACAAAAGUGUUAAAAGGAAAGAAGCUCCAACUUCCAGCCUAA